AUUGUAUUAGUGUGAGGGAUGCUGUUGAAAGAUGAUGCCCCCUUCGGUUUCUCCCUCCUGCCACUCCUUGAGGUUGAGGCAUUGAAGGCAUCUAUUAAAAUGCAGUUCAGUUACUUAAUUGGGAUGACAGCCAUUACCAAAGAUGAAUUAGUUUUUCAUGCAAGGAAACGGCAGACAUUUGUAGUUGUCUGUCAGUGAUUCCUUGUGUUUUUCCAGGCUAGGGAUGCGUAGAAUCUUCAAGAACUCUUCCCUGGCUUUCAUCCCCUACAUCAUCAAGUUCCUUUCUGUCUCCAUUUAAGAAGUUUAAAUCAAACCUCACCGCCUGCAAACAUCCCUGUCUGCUUUACUUCCCACCAUCUUAAGCCGUCCCGGCCUUUCCCAUGUGUAAUCCACUGUGCUUGCUGCAGUCCUCCUAGGCUAACUAAAAUGUGAAUUUCCUCGAGCCACUUUCCUGUUCAGCCACUUACAGUGGCCUCCCCCCCCCCUUGGUUUCAAGCCUUUCAACAUAAGCUGUUUCUUAGAUAUUUCUUGUCUCGUAUUGUUUCAGUCAGUCAAGGGAAUUCUCUGUACCUCUUAGGUUGCUUUCUUCCUUCUCAGCACAAACCGUGUUGACACCUGCCUCCACAUGCUAUGCAUGUUCCCACAUUCUUGUCCUUGUUUAUCCUGUUGCCCUCCCCUCUCCCCUCCCUUAUCUAUACCUGUCCAUAUCCUGCCUGCCCUCUGUCAAGGCCCUUUUUCAGUUCCAUCAUCUCCAUAAGCCGGUUCAAAAUAUUCAAGGCCAUACUGAUUGUCUCUUUUUCUCUAAUGAACUACUUUGAUUUCUUCCACCAGCUUAUAAGCUCUUGAAAGGCAAGUACUAUAUUUCAUACGACUUUUAUCCCCACCACCCCCAUCUCCUUGAUUAUCCAGGAAAGACAGGUUGAAUGGUAAAUAUUGUCAUGGUGUUAGAACAUUUGUUCUGAGUUUGUUUGUUUGUUUGUUUUGACAUGAUGGUUAUACCCAUUGCAGGUUUGGGCAUUUCAUGAACCUUCAAUAAAUGUUUGGCUCUCCUUUGUUACCUCCUAAAUCUGAGAAUCUGUAAUGUUUACCCUUUCUUAAGGAGAAAGCCAGAAAGGCACCCAGGUUUUCCUGAGCAGAUCUUUGGAGUAGUGUCCAAAACCAAACCAAACCCUUUGCCGUCGAGUUGAUUCCAACUUAUAGCAACCCUAUAUGACAGAAUAGAACCGUCCCAUAGGGUUUCCAAGAAGUGGCUGGUGGAUUCAAACUGCUGACCCUUUGGUUAGCAGCCUGAGCUCUUAACCACUGCACCACUAGAACUCCUAGAGUAGUGUAAAAACUGUUGCCAUCAAGUCGAUGCCAACUCAUAGCGACCGAAUAAGACCCUGUAGGAGUAGCGUAGGGCUAUGUAAUUUGUAUUCUAGGACAUUCUUAUUCUCAUUUUUAGGCUAUCAUUUUGUUUAUUCAGAUAUUCAGAAUACAUAUCUGCAUUUUGAAAACAAUCUUCAUUGGCUUCUUUAUAUAAUAAAAAUAUUUAAGUACUCUAUUUCUGUUUUAACUCAGAUAUGACUUCUUUCCUUUGAUCCAUAUCUGGGUAUAGCCCCCACAAGUCACAAUCGUUUUUAGAGGGAUUGGGCUAUUUUACACAAGUAAUUCUCUGCAACAAAAGCAAGGGAAGGGGAUAAACAGAGAACCCCUGGGGAUGAGGAGCCUGUCCUGUUUAACACAGUGUAUAGUGUCAUUCAGGUCCAGCAAGUUAGCUUUGUGGUUUCCCCUAUAGUCUUUUACAUAUAGGCUGUAUGCACGGAUAAAGGAUGUCACCGUGGAACACCAACCACUUACUUAAUGUGUACUCAAUUCCGUGCAAACUAUUCUGAGGGUUAUAAAAAGUACUGUGAGACAUGGUGUCUGCCUUCAAGGAUCUUACAUAAUUAGGAGAGGAAAUAACAUGGGGCAAAUAGGGGAUAAAUCUCAUUCUGGUCUUUUUUUUAUGGCUGGGAUUAAGAUAAGGGAUAACUGAAGGUUUAGAAAACCAUUGCACAAUUGUAGAAUAGGUGAGACGUUAACAUCAUGCGUGCAUAUAGCCGUAUGUAAAAGACUUGGCAGUUUUAGCUGACAGCUUAAUGAUUCAACAGUGUGAUACGGUCCCCCAAAAUCUGCUUCAGAUUCCAGUUGUAGUCAUUGGAAUAUAAUAGGAUGAAGAACAUGAUUGUGGAUAUUUAGCCCGAGAAAGAUAAGACAUGAUAAAAAAGAAAAAAUCUUUUUUUUUAAGACAUGAUAAAAAAAAAAAAAAGACAUGAUAGCUGUCUUUAAAUAUUUGAAGGAUUCCCAUAGGAAAAAAGAAUAAAUUUGUUCAAUAUUGCCUCCCAAGAAUGAAGGAAAACUAGAGAAAGGCAGAUUUUUGGCUCAUAGCAACCCUAUAGGACAGAGUAGAACUUCCCCAUAUGGUUUCCAAGGAGCGUCUGGUGUAUUUGAGCUGCCGACCUUUUGGUUAGCAGCCAUAUCUCUUAACCACUGCACCACCAGGGUUUCCCAGAAUGAGGAAGGACUGUCUGAAUCAGACCUACUGUAUGAUACAGAGCUGCUUCAUAAGAUGGUUCUUUCCUAGCGUUGGAGGGCAAGGGAUUUUACUUCUACUAUCAGAUGGGGGUAAGGAGGUGGUGGUAGUGGUGGUAGCAAUGUUAGGUUUAGCCAGUGGUCCCCAGACUUUUGGAUAUUAUGGACUAAUAAAAUUUAAAUGUAAGUGUGGGGAGGGGGUGCAAAUAUAGUGUAGUCAAUCUUAUUUUGCCAAGUAAGGCACUAACCUGCAUCAACUGCCAGCUACUAUUACCAUCAUUUCAUACAGAAACGUAAUAUUUUUUAAUGCUCGAGGAAUAGGAAGAACAUAAUUUCAUAAUAAUACUCCUUUAAAUUAAAUACAUUUAACUGAUAAAAAGGCACCGGAUGCCUUUAUUUUUUUCCAUUUUGCCCCAGAAUUGUGAAAACUUUACUAGGGAACCACUUGGCUGGCUUACCUAAGAUUCAGUGACUAGUCUUUGUGCUCCCUGCCAUGGUCCAGCCCCCUGCCUUCCUCUGGUUCAUUAUUGCUCCCUGAACCCUGAGCACAUCUUCCUUAUUAUAAGGCUGGUACCAAACCAAAAAACCCACUGCCGACGAGUGGAUUCCAACCUGUAGCAACCCUAUAGGACAGAGUAGAAUUGUCAUAUAGGGUUUUCAAGGCUGUAAAUUUUUACAGAAGCGGAAGCUCUGAUAGAGGCUUUCUCUGUAAUGAGAAGAGUUGAAAGAAGACGUAAAGAGAAAGCUUUGGAGAGAAACACAGCAGCAGUCCGAAACAUUUAAGACUUUGGGAGAAUCUCUAAAUUGGUGAAUGAAGAGUGCAUUUUCUCCCUCAAACUCAAAGAGGGCAUACGCUAUGACCCUUGCUUUAUCAUGGCUACUUUCUUAUGUGUCACGUUUUACUAUUGAUCCUAAUGUUAGUAUGUGGACAUGGCUGAAAAGUUGAGAAGAUAGCAGUUAUUACUCAAGACCAUUUCAAGCUGCAGCUGAUAUUGACGCAGUGGUUAAGAUGUUUUCCCCCCCUUUUGGCUUUAUUCCUAUUUUGCUUUUUAGAGUUUCUUUCAACAACUUUCCUCCAAAAGGGCUAUGUAUUCCACACUCUGUAUGUCAAAUGGACUGGCCGAUGACACUAUUGAAAGCAAAUUUCCUUAAUUAUUUUUGUGCCCUGUAACUAAGGCAUUAGCCUGCAUGUUUGCUGAUCUUUCUGGAAAAUUGUUCUGUGCUUAGUUACAGAGAAUUCCUUAUUUGGAAAGAAAGCGAAAUACUGUGUCUCCCCUAAAAAGAGACUGUGACUCAACGGCACUAACCCCUAGAUUGGGCGGCGGCGGUGGGAGGGAGUGUAGGCAGCCAGUAAGAUGUUAAGAUGUAAAUUUGGGCACUUAAAUUUUCAAAAAUGUAGUAAUAAUAGCCAAGAUUAUUGAGCAAGAUGUCAGGUACACUUUUCUAGGUGUUUCACAUAUAUAUUAUUUAAUUUUCAAAAUAACCCUAUAAUUUUUAUUAUUAUUCUCAUUUUACAGUUGGAAAACAGAGGCACAAAGAGGUUAAGUAACUUGCCCAAGGUCACAGAGCUAGUAAGUGGUAGAGUCAGUAUUUGAACCCAGCCAGUUUGACUUCACAGUCUCUAUUCCUGACCAUGAGCCACUUGAAGUUGCUUUUGAAAUUCAGAAGUAUGCAUAUUGUGAAGCUGUGAAGGAGGAAUAUUUAAAAGAAAUCUGAGAGUCCAUCCCAAGAAAAGAGAUUACUUUUAGCUGGACCAGGAUUCAGUCGGCGUACCUGCAGCAGUGGUUCUUAACAGUGUAGAAGCGGCAGCAUUAUUUGGGAACUUCCCAAUUAUCAGGGCAAGACCCAAACCACCAAUCAGAAACUCUGGAGGUGCGGCCCAGCAGUCUCUGUUUUGAUAAGCCUUCUAGGUGUUUCUGGUGCACACGAAAAUUUGAAAACACACUGGCCUAGAGGCUAGAGCUGUGGGAAAAAUAAAAUCCACCAGAGAAAGAGCUGGGAGUGGCAGGAACAGAGGAAACUACUGAAAAGAUGGAACAUGAUAAGUCUAAUGGGGAAGGGGAGCAGAAUAUAGUGUUAAAGAACCAGAACAAAAAAGAAAAACAGGAUUUGUACGUAUGUGUUUUAAAAGGCCACGGAGACGGACAAGGACAUCCACUAGAUGCAUUAUGUUAAAUGUUGGAGAGAAGAGAGACAUCAUCCAUAUCGCUGUCAUUUCUGUUGGGCCAAGAAGGAAGAUGGAAAGCACCAGAAAAGUACCACUGUAAGCCAUGAGAUGUCUGGUCUGAAUUGGAAACCCUUUGUAUAUGGCGGCCUUGCCUCUAUCGUUGCUGAGUUUGGAACUUUUCCUGUGGACCUUACUAAGACAAGACUUCAAGUUCAAGGUCAAAGCAUUGAUGUCCGCUUCAAAGAGAUAAAAUACAGAGGGAUGUUUCAUGCUUUAUUCCGAAUUUAUAAAGAAGAAGGUGUGUUGGCUCUGUAUUCAGGAAUUGCCCCUGCUUUACUAAGACAGGCAUCAUAUGGCACCAUUAAAAUUGGCAUUUACCAAAGCUUGAAACGAUUAUUUGUAGAACGUUUGGAAGAUGAAACGCUUCUAAUUAAUAUGAUCUGUGGGGUAGUGUCAGGAGUGAUAUCUUCCACUAUAGCUAACCCCACCGAUGUACUAAAGAUUCGAAUGCAGGCCCAAGGAAGCUUGUUCCAAGGGAGCAUGAUCGGCAGUUUCAUCGAUAUAUACCAACAAGAAGGCACCAGGGGUCUGUGGAGGGGUGUGGUCCCAACUGCGCAGCGUGCUGCCAUCGUUGUGGGAGUAGAGCUUCCAGUCUAUGAUAUUACCAAAAAGCACUUAAUAUUGUCAGGGAUGAUGGGAGACACAAUUUUAACCCACUUUGUUUCCAGCUUUACGUGCGGUUUGGCUGGGGCUCUGGCCUCCAAUCCAGUUGAUGUGGUGAGAACUCGCAUGAUGAACCAGAGGGCGAUCGUGGGACACGUGGACCUCUACAAGGGCACUUUGGAUGGAAUUUUAAAGAUGUGGAAGCAUGAGGGGUUUUUUGCACUGUAUAAAGGAUUUUGGCCAAACUGGCUUCGACUUGGACCCUGGAACAUCAUUUUUUUUAUUACAUAUGAGCAGCUCAAGAGGCUUCAGAUCUAAGGACUGAAUUAUGUGUGAGCCCAGCCCUGGCAACCUGUCUAUCCUUCCCCCCUCCCUGUUUUUUCUGUGUUCUAAUGUAUUUUGAAAAUGUUUUAAGUGUUUGCCGAACCUGUGAUCCCCCAAGGGCUUCCUGAUCGAAGAAGGAUACAGUGGUUCAAAAAUGUUGAUGUGUUUGUGUUACCAUGGUAACUUUUCCCUGAGGAAGUGUUAACGUUGAGACUCUGGCCCCAGAUCGGUAUCUUCUGUGAAGAUGGAUGCUGAUGGAUAAUUUUCAAGGUGGUUGUCUUUCAAAUGUGGGUUAAAUGUAGUUGGUAGCCCCAGAUGUGGGCUAGAGCAGAAGGCGUAGGCCAGAGCAGUUACAGCUGUGGAGGUUACAGACCUCGGUUCUCAUUAAAGUAUUUAUUGGCAAAAUCACUUCGGCUUUGUUUUCUUUUACUAUUCGCUCGUUUGCCAGCUUUUUAAAUUCUAAUCUCCAGAAAGUGAUAAAGAAAAGGUGACUAUGAAAUUGAGAAAUAGGCACAAAGCAGAGUUAGGGGUUUCAUAUCUGGACUUUUAAAGUGUACAUUAUGGGAAUAGAAUAAGUGCCUCGCGCUUUACCACUGCCAUUCAUUGUCAUACUGCCAUUCACUUCCAAACAUCAGGCAAGUGGCUCUUUCCUGUUCCAGGGUUCUUCCCUGUUCUCUUU
This is a messenger RNA of Loxodonta africana (African savanna elephant), 6386 nucleotides long. RefSeq names its product solute carrier family 25 member 14 (gene SLC25A14). The transcript has 10 exons. NCBI's taxonomy places the organism in Eukaryota, Metazoa, Chordata, Mammalia, Proboscidea, Elephantidae. Gene Ontology annotation, biological process: transmembrane transport. Gene Ontology annotation, molecular function: transmembrane transporter activity. Bases 4715 to 5701 code for a protein of 328 amino acids. The record is from RefSeq and is a predicted model, not a curated record.